AAUCACUCAUUCCAAGAGCGGGAAUUUCAAUUCCAGAAUCCAAACAGAAACCGAGUGAGAAAAUCUUGUUGCUCUUUGUGAGAAAAUCUCUAACUCCAAAAUUUUCUUGGGAAACAAUCAUUAAUCCUGUUCAUCACUUUCCCAUGUCGUUGAAAAACUAGCUCUCUCAAUCAGCUUUCCCUCUCAUCUCUCCAGCCAGAGUUUCGAAUUUGUUCUUCAAUUCAAUCUCCUUCCAAAUCCUCUGAAAUCGCAACUCCUUAAUUUAUUUUUUCUCAGGAAACAAGCGGAAACCAACUAUGGCUGAACCUUUCUCCGAAGUCCGUCUCCCCCAAUCCGUCGAAUCGAUGCUCCAGAAAAUCUGUAUCGAGCAAUUUCAAUCGCCUCCAGAUACUUCGGUCCGAAAACAGCUUGAAUUGCUCGGCGAAGAGGUGUCUCUUGAGAUCCUCGGAAUAAUAUGCACACAAAAAAUUCGCAAAAGUUUAAGUGGUUUCAUAAUGUAUUUAGCCAAGGACUACGCUGGAGCUCCUACUCAACAAGACAUUUAUCAAUCACCUCAUAAACGGAGCUCAGAUGAUUGCUAUAGUCCAGUGAAUUCACCAAUCCGUCUCCCCCAAUCCGUCGAAUCGGUGCUCCAGAAAAUCUGUGUCGAGCAAUAUCAAUCGCCUCCAGGUACUUCUGUCCGAAAACAGCUUGAAUUGCUCGGCGAAGAGGUGUCUCUUGAGAUCCUCGGAAUAAUAUGCACACAAAAAAUUCGCAAAAGUUUGAGUGGUUUCAUAAUGCAUUUAGCCAAGGACUACGCUGGAGCUCCUACUCAACAAGGCAUUUAUCAAUCACCUCAUAAACGGAGCUCAGAUGAUUGCUAUAGUCCAGUGAAUUCACCAGAUGGUGUUGGUCCUCACUCACAAGUCUCAAUGCGGCCAGUAUUCUCACCGAGUUCGGAGGGGGCAAGCACUCAGAAAUUGAGUCCUCAGUUGCUAGCCCUGAGUGAACUAGAGUUCAGGAAAGGAUUCUUGAUUCUAAGUUACAUUGGGAGUAACAAGUUGGAGGACUUCAUGUCAGCCGAUGACGUUUCAAAUCUAAAAAAUCUUCCAAUGUGGAGUUUUGAGGCAAAAGUUUGGGAUGAUUAUGGUGAGCAGAUUAAACACUGCAGUGAUAAAGACCGGCCUAAGUAUCUAGAUUGGGAUUCUGGAAAGACACAUCUAUAUUACUGUCAUGUUUAUCAAGAUGGAAGUUAUACUUUCAAGGGACCGUAUUUGAACUGCACCAGAACUCACCUACAAAGGGUAUUAGGCGAUGAGAACGUAUUGAUUGUGAAGUUUGCCGAAGAGGCCACAAGCUGUAAUAAUAGGGUGACUGGUUCUAGUAAUUAUGAUGCUGCAUUCAACAAGAUUGCUGAAGAAGGAAUUCUUGUUGGUCUGAGGCGCUUUCGAUUUUUUGUGUUUAAAGAUGGAGGCAAAGAGGAGAAGAAGAAAAGCCCAACUUCAUCAUCUGUAAAAUGCUACUUUGUAAGAAUGGAGUCUCUUGCCCCUUGCGACGAGACAGAAUCUUACAUUUUGUCUAAGAAAACAGUCUAUGAAGCAAGGUGUCUCUUCAUGCAUGUACAAAUGGUCUCCAGCCUCACAAAAUAUAUGCCUAGGUUUUCCCUUGUUUUAUCAAAGACGAUAAAACUUCAAGUCGAUCUUGCUUCCAUCACUAUUAAAGAUAUUGAAGAUAUUCCUUGCCGAGAUGAAAAUGGAUGUGUUGUCUAUAAUGAAGAUAGAGAACCUCUUAUACAUACUGACGGAACUGGCUAUAUUUCAGUAGAUAUUGCAUUGAAGGCUCCCAAAGAUUUUUCCAGAGCAAAGUAUAUAAAUGAUGAAAAUUUUGAGAGAUUUCUUAAUCAUGCCAAUUGUGAGCAGAAAUCACUGGAAUUGAGAGGGUCGGAAGCUCAUACCAGGGAACCGCCUUUGCUGAUGCAGAUCCGUUUGUUUUACAAUGGACGUGCUGUCAAGGGUACCCUUCUUGUCAAUAGAAAGCUUCCAGAAAAAACAAUUCAGGUUAGGUCUUCAAUGAUAAAGGUUGAGACGGAUUCAAGACUCUCAAAUGUGCAAACUUUUAACUCACUGGAGAUAGUUGGAAUUAGCAAUAAACCCAAAAAAAAUUAUCUGUCAAGGAACUUGAUUGCACUUCUUAGCUAUGGAGGGGUCCCUAAAAAAUACUUUUUGGAUAUACUGACAAAUGCUUUGGAAGAUGCUCAGUGUGUUUACUCCAAUAAGCGUACCGCAUUAAAAGUUGCCAUUAAUCAUGGAGAAAUGGAUGACAAUUUUACUGUGGCACAAAUGAUUUUAUCUGGAACUCCUUUGGAUGAGCCAUACAUACAAUAUCGUUUGUCUGUGUUGGCAAAGGAAGUAAGAAAGGGGCUUAAAGGAGGAAAGCUUCCUAUUAGUGAAAGCUUUUACUUAAUGGGCACAGCUGAUCCAACUGAAGAGUUAAAUAGUGAUGAAGUUUGUGUUAUCCUAGAUAACGGUCAAAUCUCAGGGCAAGUAUUAGUGUAUAGGAACCCAGGUCUUCACUUUGGGGAUAUUCAUGUUUUGAAAGCUGUCUAUGUAAAGGCCUUGGAAGACUUUGUCGGAAAUGCUAAAUAUGCUAUAUUUUUCUCAACUAAGGGCCGGAGAUCAGUAGGCAGUGAAAUUGCAAAUGGUGAUUUUGAUGGGGAUAUGUAUUGGGUCUCCAGGAACCCAGAGCUGUUGAGGCAUUUCAAACCGAGUUAUCCUUGGAGCCGUAUCUAUUCAACACCAAAUGCAUGCAACACAAAAAAACCCAGUGAGCUUUCGGCUGAGGAAUUAGAACAUGAGCUUUUUCAGCUAUUCAAAAGAACAAGGUUUCAGCAAAGUUACAAUAUGAGUGUGGCUGCUGAUAGCUGGCUGGCAUUUAUGGAUCGACUUCUUAUAUUGGGGGACAGCUGUUCUGAUGAGAAGGACAGCAUGAAAGAAACAAUGCACCAUUUGAUUGACAUAUACUAUGAGGCUUUAGAUGCUCCCAAGAGUGGGAAAAAGGUUGUAAUUCCAGAUCAAUUGAAGGCAGAAAAAUUUCCACAUUACAUGGGAAAGCCAAAUAAGUAUCACUCUACUUCUGUUUUAGGACUUAUUUAUGAGAUGGUUGAGUCAUUUCAAUCUCAAGAUCUCUCAGCAAAAGAUGUGGAAGUCUGGAAAUUGCCUUGUUUCGAUGUUGAAAUCCCCACAUCCUGCAUGAAGUUGUGGGGUGAGAGGUAUUCUCAGUACAGAUGUGAGAUGACCGAGGCUAUGAACUUAGACGAUGAAUCAAAGAAUGAUGCCGCAAAUGUAGUGACCAAGAGAUAUAAACAGUUGCUAUAUGGAGCUGCGGAGUUUGAAGAAAGUCCAAGGAACACUGAGGAUAUAUACAAUGAGGCCCUCGCAAUUUACAAUAUAACUUAUGAUCAUGCAAUGGGGUAUCGAAAUGUCAAGAAUUGUGGCUUUGCUUGGAGAGUUGCAGGUUCGGCUCUCUUUAAGCUCCAUGCCAUUAAGCAGAGUGAAAAAAUGGAAAAACCCAUAGUUUGUUUGCCAUCGGUCUUACGUGAGGUGUUGAAUUAGAAGGCUAUACCAGUUGUGUUCGAAGAGUUUCAUGAUAUGAAAACGUAUUAUAUAAUCUAAGUUUGUAGUGUAUAUGAAUGUCAUAGACUGGUAUGAUCAUGUCAAUGUCUAAGCAAGUUCAAAUGUGUGUAAAUGUAGUGUUGUGAAGCAAGUGUGAUAUAUAUAUAUAUAUAGAUAACACUUAGUUUUGUUAGAUCAAUAAGUGUAAAACUGAUGAACCUGGUUCUGCAUUAGAGAGCUCAUUUCUAUA
Messenger RNA from Camellia sinensis, 3840 nucleotides. Its product is annotated as putative RNA-dependent RNA polymerase 5. The record is from RefSeq and is a predicted model, not a curated record. Lineage: Eukaryota; Viridiplantae; Streptophyta; Magnoliopsida; Ericales; Theaceae. Gene Ontology annotation, molecular function: RNA-directed RNA polymerase activity. Gene Ontology annotation, biological process: siRNA processing. Gene Ontology annotation, cellular component: nuclear RNA-directed RNA polymerase complex.